AUGUUCGUCCUGAGGAAAUUCAUCUCUCCGAAACCGGAACUUCUUUCGUUUGGAUUGCAGAUGUUGCGCCUCAUCGGGCUGUGGGGCGACCGGCGGAACGUAUUCCGCUAUCUGCUGGCCAUAUUGUGCAUGUUGGUCGUUCUGAUCGGUCCGAAAGCCGUGCUUGGAUCCGGCAAAGAGGGCUUCGAUUCGACUGCUCGCAAUGUCGCUGAGUUGAUUUUCCUGAUUGAGGUUUGUGUUUCGAUUGGGAUUUUCGCAACCAGGCGAGCCUCGUUUGAGCGGAUGGUUGAUGUUUUGGAGCGGAUUCUUCAGCGCGAUUGGCCGCGGGAGUUGCAGGAUGAAAUUGAUCGCUUCCACCGGAAGAUGGAGCUCUUUGCUCGGAUCUAUGCGGUUUACAUUGGAUUCUUGGUGUUGCUGUACCUGGGAGCUCCGAUCGUUUCGACGGCGGUGAAGAUGAUCUGUGUGGAUGAAGUAGAAAGAAGCGAUUUCAUGUUGAUCAUCGAGGUGCAGUUCUAUUGGUUGGACAUCCGUCGGAACUUCGUCCAUUAUACAAUCUAUAUGGUUUUCUGUGUGGCGGCGGUGGUUUGUUCGGCUUAUCAAAGUGCAUUGAAAGGAUCGGUCAUCCUGGUAACGAUUCAGUAUGGUACGAAGUUGUUUGAAAUCGUUACCGGACGGAUUACCAAAAUGGCCCAAACGAAGAAGGUGGAUGAUCGCCGCAGUGAGCUUCGGCAGAUUGUGGAACUGCACAACUUGGCGCUGGAGUAUGUGGAACAUUUGGAAGCUACAGUAAGCUUCAUUUUGAUCAAUCAAAUUUUGAACUGCAUCCUGAUCUGGUGUUUAAUGAUGUUCUACGUAUCGACGAACUUUGGACCAAACGCCGCGAAUGUGAUUCUGCUCUUCGUUGUCCUGAUGGGUGAAAUGGUGGUCUAUUGUGUCAACGGGACUAUACUCAGUGAAAAAGCUCUCGGUGUUGCACACGCCAUGUAUGACUACCCUUGGUACACGGAAUCGGUUGCGAUGCAGAAAGACAUCAAAAUGAUCAUUCAACGAGCCCAGAUCCCAACCGGGAUCACCGCAGCCAAGUUCUACUAUGUGAACAUCGAACGGCUCGGGCUGGUCAUCCAAGCGUCCUAUUCGUACUAUUUGAUCCUGAAGGAACGAUUUUAA
Messenger RNA from Ochlerotatus camptorhynchus, 1167 nucleotides. Its product is annotated as odorant receptor 63a-like. The transcript has 3 exons. The coding region runs from base 1 to 1167 and encodes 388 amino acids. Lineage: Eukaryota; Metazoa; Arthropoda; Insecta; Diptera; Culicidae. Gene Ontology annotation, molecular function: olfactory receptor activity; odorant binding. The record is from RefSeq and is a predicted model, not a curated record. Gene Ontology annotation, cellular component: plasma membrane. Gene Ontology annotation, biological process: detection of chemical stimulus involved in sensory perception of smell; sensory perception of smell.